GAGGAAACCUGCAAUAAAAUGAAGUAAUUAAAUAUAGCCUUAGAGGAGUCUUUGAAACGUUCUAAAUCAGGACUUCCAGCGUCCCGAGUGUGCGCGCUUUAUAUUUCCAUUCUUCCUGGUCCUGAUUUUGCGUUUCUAAUGAAAGUGACCUGACAAAGCGUGAAAGUGGACUUAGGGGCAAAACAAAGCCAGCAAACAUGCUUCUGGUGUGCCAAGAUUAAUCAAUAUUCCAGAGACCUCGGGCUCCCCCUCCUCCCGGCGCUGUUUUCAUUUCCCCACUCCCCUUUCCCCAGCCCAGGCUCCGCCUCUUUUCUUAAGUUGCCUGAUAGUAACUUGCAGCCUCAGAGCACAUGCAUACUGUCAGGGUUUAGCCUGCCGGGCUGCUCGCUGUGCUGUGGUACCUGCUGGGGAAUUCACCUUGACAUUGCCUGGGGUGUCUUCCACCCGUUCCAAUUAUCAGAAAAGUUGUGUUCUCUAACAUCAAAGAAGAGAUUUGGCUUUCUGGGGACAAUUUCAAGGCACUGAAGUACAAAGAGGAGCUAUUUCUAGACAAAUAAAAUAUGACAAAAAGCAAUGGAGAAGAGCCCAGGAUGGGAGGCAGGAUGGAGAGAUUCCAGCAAGGAGUCCGCAAGCGCACACUUUUGGCCAAGAAGAAAGUGCAGAACAUCACUAAGGAGGAUGUGAAAAGUUACUUGUUUCGGAAUGCUUUUGUGCUGCUCACUGUCACCGCCGUCAUUGUGGGUACAAUCCUCGGAUUUACCCUCCGACCAUAUAAAAUGAGCUACCGAGAAGUCAAAUACUUCUCCUUUCCUGGGGAGCUUCUGAUGCGAAUGUUACAGAUGCUGGUCUUACCACUUAUCAUCUCCAGCCUUGUCACAGGAAUGGCGGCCCUAGAUAGUAAGGCAUCAGGGAAGAUGGGGAUGCGAGCUGUAGUCUAUUACAUGACUACCACCAUCAUUGCUGUGGUGAUUGGCAUAAUCAUUGUCAUCAUCAUCCAUCCCGGGAAGGGCACAAAAGAAAACAUGUACAGAGAAGGCAAAAUUGUACAAGUGACUGCUGCAGAUGCCUUCCUGGAUUUAAUCAGGAACAUGUUCCCUCCAAAUCUGGUGGAAGCCUGCUUUAAACAGUUCAAAACCAAUUAUGAGAAGAGAAGCUUUAAAGUGUCCAUCCAGUCCAACGAAACACUCCUGGGUGCUGUGAUAAGCAAUGUGUCAGAGGCCAUGGAGACUCUGACACGGAUCAGGGAGGAGAUGAUACCUGUUCCAGGAUCUGUGAAUGGGGUCAAUGCCCUGGGCCUAGUUGUCUUCUCCAUGUGCUUCGGUUUUGUGAUUGGAAACAUGAAGGAACAGGGCCAAGCACUGAGAGACUUCUUUGAUUCCCUUAAUGAAGCCAUCAUGAGAUUAGUAGCCGUGAUAAUGUGGUAUGCACCUCUGGGCAUCCUCUUCCUAAUCGCAGGGAAAAUUGUUGAGAUGGAAGACAUGGGUGUGAUUGGGGGGCAGCUUGCCAUGUACACAGUGACGGUGAUUGUUGGCCUCCUCAUUCAUGCUGUCAUCGUCCUGCCACUCCUCUACUUCCUGGUAACCCGGAAGAACCCCUGGGUUUUCAUUGGAGGGUUGCUGCAAGCACUCGUCACAGCGCUGGGGACCUCCUCAAGUUCUGCCACCUUACCCAUCACUUUCAAGUGCCUGGAAGAGAACAAUGGUGUGGACAAACGCAUCACUAGAUUUGUCCUUCCUGUGGGGGCCACCAUUAACAUGGAUGGCACUGCCCUCUACGAGGCCUUGGCUGCCAUUUUCAUCGCUCAAGUCAACAACUUUGACCUGAACUUUGGACAGAUUAUUACAAUCAGCAUCACAGCCACGGCUGCAAGUAUUGGGGCAGCUGGGAUUCCUCAAGCAGGCCUGGUCACCAUGGUCAUCGUGCUAACAUCUGUGGGCCUACCUACGGAUGACAUCACACUCAUCAUCGCAGUCGACUGGUUCCUGGACCGCCUCCGAACCACCACCAAUGUGCUGGGUGACUCCCUAGGAGCGGGAAUUGUUGAGCACCUGUCACGACACGAACUGAAGAACCGAGAUGUUGAAAUGGGUAACUCAGUGAUUGAAGAGAAUGAAAUGAAAAAACCGUAUCAGCUGAUCGCCCAGGACAGUGAAACUGAGAAGCCGGUGGACAGUGAAACGAAGAUGUAGACUAACAUACGAAUGCUUCCUUGAGCACCAGGUGUUGGAAAACUAUUAUGAAGUGUGUCCACCUUGUUAAGCUCACUCCUGCAGUGAGCCCCUUCCCUCCCUUUCCUCCCUACUCUGAUAGGAUUGGAAAGUGUUCAAAAACAAGGGAGGAUUUUGCAGCAGCCAAAAUAUAAAAGCUUCACCCAUAUUUGAAAAUUUUAAAUAAUUUCAUAUUAGUCUUACAAAGUAAGGUAAUGGGACCACACAUAGCUUUGAUCUUGCAAAUUUAUAUGGUACAUGAUCCUGUGAUUAUUUUGUAAAUUAAAGAAUUAAAAAUUUAAUAGGUUGAAAAUAUUUUAAAUCAAAUUCAACAUUUAAAAUUUCCUUCAGAACCAACUGAAUUUUAGUCUUAAAACCUAACAAUUUGAUGAACAGCUAUCAAUCACCAGAUAGCUAGCAAAAGGGUUUUCCCUUUUCUUCUAACUUCUGUCCUGACCUUAUCUGUUGCAGGAGAGUGUUCAUAUACCUGCAGCACAGCUGUGAGAAGGGGCAGAAAGUAAAGCUUCCAUGUAACCUUGAGAGUCAGAUCUCAUCUCUUGACCUAAGUGUUGUCAUUCAGAAAAUGAGUGACUUCUCUGGACACCUUGGGCCUUUCUGGUCCAGACCUCCUGUGACAUCAGGAAACAGCUUGCCCUCUAUUUCCCCUUGGAAUGCCCUGUACAAGUACCAUUCCAGGGACCAUGGGGCUCUCAAAGAGGACAUUUAAUGGGAGUGGGCAUUUCUCUCUAGGAGCAGGAUGGUAUGUGGUUCACCAGGUCCUGUGUCUAAAAUGUUGGACACGUCGCCAGGCAGAAAGCCAUUUGGGGAGUAGGAUAAUUCAUGAAGCCCUUUGCCCAGUUUUUCCCAACACAAGAAGCAUUCCUUUCUUGCCUACUCUUCGCAAACUGAGGGGAUUGUGCUAGUAAAAUCUCCCACCACUCCUCAACUCACAAUUAGAUGUUUAGGAAAUAAACAGAAGACUAGUGACUAGCGAAUGUGUUCGUGGUCUUGCUGUGGAACACUAACAAACUAGGAAAGAACACAGUAUGUCUGAUAUUACAAAGGGAGGACUUUAAACACCAGGAAUAUUGGUUUUCUUAAAGAAAUAUAAAAAGAAGAACCACAUCUUGACUCUUUUUUUAACCUGAACACAUCUUGUCUUCCAUUUCAAAUCAGUCCCCAAAAGUACAUGCCACAAUAUCAUGUCGCUCUUUCAUAUUUUAAAGUCAAACAAGUGAAUUUCUGGGGCAGGUCCAUGUGCUGGGUGAAUGGUCUCUUAUCUGAAAAAAUGGGGGGGGGGACUUUAAUCAGAAGUUCUUACAACAAUAGAAACAAGAUGCUUCUUUGUGUGGAAAUCCGACUUACCAAAUCAUUCAAAACUUGCAUCUACAGUGCGCUUUGCUUUAGUUCGUUUGUGUCCCUAAGAAAAAUGGUAGAAGGAUGAGUCAGGAUGGAGAUAAUAUCUAUGAAGUUUCAAGAAAAGACAGCAGGGGCAUUAUUUUCAGGCAAAGCAGCUCCCAGGUUUAAAGGAGAUUUUUUUUUUUAAACCUACUUAGGAAAAUCCCCUCCCCUUGAAGACACUGUUGAGCCAUCACAUAAUUCCAGCUGUGUUUGAGUUUCUGAACAAAAAAAGAUGAAGAAUGGAUUUAAUUAUGCUAACAAACUGAAAAUCUAAAUAGGCAUCUCCUGACCCACAAUUAGAUACCUUAAAGAGCUCCUGAGCCUUACAUGCAAAUAAAGGUUAAUGCUAGGCUAUGGUGGUAUAACCAUUUAAUUUCAAGCUCUAUUUGGGAAGUACACUACAAAAGUUAAUGUAUGUGGCAGUCAUUACACUAGUAGAGCAGAAGUUAAUCAUGUCAAAUUAAUGCUGUUACACAGUGUGAUGUUUUAUACUAACCAUCUCUUGUGAAUGCAGAUCCUCCAGGGUGAUCCUUUUGCCAGUCCACCACAGGCUCUGCAAAAUGCACCCACUAUGGACUGGAAGACAUUACGUUGUAGGUGUAUUUUCAAUAAAGAAAAAAAUAGUUUUACAUUAA
Nannospalax galili (Upper Galilee mountains blind mole rat) is the source of this 4243-nucleotide messenger RNA. It is a transcript of the gene Slc1a3, whose product is annotated as solute carrier family 1 member 3. Lineage: Eukaryota; Metazoa; Chordata; Mammalia; Rodentia; Spalacidae. The transcript has 10 exons. Gene Ontology annotation, biological process: L-glutamate import across plasma membrane; D-aspartate import across plasma membrane; L-aspartate import across plasma membrane. Bases 561 to 2189 code for a protein of 542 amino acids. Gene Ontology annotation, cellular component: plasma membrane. Gene Ontology annotation, molecular function: glutamate:sodium symporter activity; neutral L-amino acid transmembrane transporter activity; L-glutamate transmembrane transporter activity. The record is from RefSeq and is a predicted model, not a curated record.